AUGGAGUUAAAAACAGUUAUAUUCUCAAAAGAGCACGGCAGCACAUUUAAAUGGACAGGAUAUAAAGAAAGGAACAGGAAUGUUAAGAAUCCAUUCUUUAGCAAUCCGUAUAUUUAUUGCCCUGAAAAGAAAUCCACAUGCCAGAAGAAAUCAAGAAAUACCAAGGCAGGAGCUUUUAGAACAACUUCUCAGAUAAAUGAUCUGAUGAGAGGCUUUGUGUCUUCUAAAUAAAGAAAUAACCACGACUUAUCAGGAUGAAUCUAAGAAAGCAUGGAAGCCACAUCAUCAUCAUGAAUUUUCGGAUCAAAAACCUAUAAUGAUCUGACCUGAUUCUAAGGUUAAAACCAAUUAUCAUUUUCCAGGGAAGAAUUAUGAGAUUCCUGCUACACAAACAAAGUCGUUGACUAGAAUUCCUGGUCAUGGAGCAUUAGCACAGACGAUAACCCCAGCUAAUAGGCCUAGAAACACCUUUAGCUCUCUUGGGUUUAAGAAUAUGGGCAAAAAGAUGACUGCAAAAGGUUCAACUGAUCGUAUCUUCAGGAGGCAUAAUAAAGUUCCUAUAUUUGAUUUCACCAACCAAAAGAUGAUACCAAAAGACCAAAUGGCUCAGACACAGAGAGAUGUAUACAAGGAAGCAAGGCCAAUGGCAAUAUACAGACCAAGAGUCUUUAGCCCUAUGACAAAGUACCGGAUCGGAGAAUUAAAAAGGGUUAGAUAAACGUAAUGAUUA
Messenger RNA from Moneuplotes crassus, 730 nucleotides. Lineage: Eukaryota; Ciliophora; Spirotrichea; Euplotida; Euplotidae. The record is from the annotation of a GenBank genome assembly.